AUGCUGGCAUGGCAGGACGGCGGGGCCAAGGCGGCCCCUUCUCACCACAAGAUCUCCUUUUCGGUCCUGGACAUCUUGGAUCCGCAGAAAUUCACGCGAACUGCGCUCCCGCCGGUGCGUCUCGCUGCCCUGGAAGCCAAGAAAAGUUUAGCGGAGGUAGAAGCAGGGGAGGACGCCAGCCCGGGGGAUCCUAUCGGCUCGCAGGAGACACCUGAUGCCCCGGGCCGAGGGACUGGACCCCCGUCCCCCCUGGAAGGUUCCGAGGCGGAAGAGGAGGAGGAAGCAGAGGAGGCCGGGCAGGCGCAGCUGCGGGAGCGGCCGGAGCGCUGGCAGGGGGUCCACGCGGGCUUUCCGGAGGCCCGGGCUGGGGCGGCGGGAGCAGAGGAGAGCGGCGCUGACGGCCUCCCGUCGUCCCCGGGCUCUCCCGGCUCCCCGCGGCCCCGGCGCCGGCGAGCGGAGCCCAGCUGCGCCAAACCUCGGCGCGCGCGCACCGCCUUCACCUACGAGCAGCUGGUGGCCCUGGAGAACAAGUUCCGAGCCACGCGCUACCUGUCGGUGUGCGAACGUCUGAACCUGGCCUUGUCGCUCAGUCUCACGGAGACGCAGGUCAAAAUCUGGUUCCAGAACCGCAGGACCAAGUGGAAGAAGCAGAACCCCGGGGCCGACGGCGCGGUGCAGGCGGGAGGCGGGGCGCCGCAGCCUGGGACACCCGGCGCGGUGGCGGGGCCCUGCGGCAGUGGCACCGGGAGCAGUCCUGGCCCGCCGGUUCCUGGCGCUCUGCCCUUCCAGACUUUCCCCACCUAUCCCUCGACCAACGUCCUCUUCCCCGCCGCCUCCUUUCCGCUGACGACCGCCACCAGCGGGAGUCCCUUCCCUCCUUUCCUUGGGCCCUCCUACUUGACCCCUUUCUAUGCCCCACACCUAUGA
Messenger RNA from Meriones unguiculatus (Mongolian gerbil), 927 nucleotides. RefSeq names its product NK1 homeobox 2 (gene Nkx1-2). Gene Ontology annotation, biological process: cell differentiation; regulation of transcription by RNA polymerase II. The transcript has 2 exons. The record is from RefSeq and is a predicted model, not a curated record. Gene Ontology annotation, molecular function: DNA-binding transcription factor activity, RNA polymerase II-specific; RNA polymerase II cis-regulatory region sequence-specific DNA binding. Gene Ontology annotation, cellular component: nucleus. The coding region runs from base 1 to 927 and encodes 308 amino acids. NCBI's taxonomy places the organism in Eukaryota, Metazoa, Chordata, Mammalia, Rodentia, Muridae.